GCACUCUUUACCGUCGUUCCUCCUUACAGUACCUCGGCCCCCGGUAGGAAAUAACGACGGUCGCAACCUUCCACUUCCAUCAGGUCCCGUCUUCAAUGUUUGUUCUUUGCCAAUAGACAUGACAUGGUUCCACCGUGACAAUCAUCUCGAUUAGUUCCCCUGCCCAUCGCUGUCCUUACAUACCGCCCCAUUAAUCUCUAAUAUCCCACGACGUAAUUGACAAACGAAGACUUGCGACGGCGGCGACGACGACCACUACAACGACGACGACGACGACGACGACGACGACGAGCAGCACGACGAGAAGGGGCGACCCAUCCACACGAAGCACGCCAUGUCGGUCGAACGACUUCUGACCAAUGUUCUUCGGUUAUACCAGGACGUCCAUGACGAUGAUCGCACCGAACAGUUAUACUCGACCACCACCACGCUGCUGACCCACCUCUCCAACCCGCUCAACAUCACCGUCCUCACCUCGCAACUGCUCAAUGCGCCAGCAAUAUGGGAGCGCGGCGAUGGCAUGAGGGCCUGCUACCGCGUCAUCAGUAUCUUCAACAGCGCUGCCACCCACGUCCGCAACAAGGAGUUGGAGGCCGCGAAACUUCAAGAGCAAGCCAAACACAAGCAGCCGCCCCAGCCACUUCCACUUCAGACACACCCGGCACUGCAUGGCCCGCCCGGGUCGCGAGCGUCACAAGGCCUGCCGCCAGGUUCGAGAGGAUCUCAGGCAGGACCGCCGGUGCCACAGGCGCCACGCACAGGUGGUGGUUUGUCGUGCGAUGACUGGGUAUCAGCCGUCCUCAAGGGCGCAGACGACAAGUCCAGCAGGUGGCAGCAUCUGCUUGUCUUCUGCGGUGUUCUCCUUGGCAUGACAAGUCAGAAAGAUCCCAGGAAUCGCCAUGGCCUGAGCUACUCGAUGCGCAAUACCGUCGAGCAAGCCUUCGUCACCGCUGUCAACCUUGCCCUCCGCCCCAAUGAGCAACCACACGGACAACACCGCGAACCAGAGCCCCCUGCUCCCCCCGGCCCGAUAGCGCUGGCCCUCACCUACGCCUUCCCACUACUUUCAAAGUCCUCUCGCCUCGCCCUGGACUGUGACGCUAUCGUGCCCGUUGCUCUGAAUGGCAUGACUGGCGCAGAUGGCUUGCAAGACGGCCUCUUUCUUUGCACUAUCGAUGGAGAUCUCAAGCAAUCAGGAAACCACUUUACUUGGCAAGAGAACUCCCCAUCGGCUCUUCUUCUUCGCCAGCUUGAGCAAAAGCCGUUGGUCAAUGGACUUGGACCUCUGUCAAAGGUCGUUGGAUUUGCCAUCGAACAUGCGCGUGAUACCAACGUUGUCUUGCAGGCUCAGAAUGAUCUGCUCACGUUUACCCAAAAGCUCCUGCACGAAUGGGAGGCUAGCAAGCUCUCGGAAAUCGAAAUCUCCGAGGAGGAAGUAUACCUCACCCAAGAGACUCUACAAGGUCCUUGGGUGGCUCUGUGGACGCUCUUGAGGAAGGUCAUGUAUGGCUCGGUAGCGGUGUUACAGACCAUUGUGGCUCGCAGUCUGCUCGAUCCUCGGAUGAGGAAUGAUGCCAUGGCACCCGUCGUGGCCAGCAAGACCCUCAAGGCCCUCCGCUACCUCUACUUCAUCUCGUCUCGGAACGGAAGCGAUGCCUUCCAGGUAUACACCUUCACGUACCUUACGUCCGUUGACAACCUGGCGAGGUACUCGGACGCCUGUGCCAGCUUUCUACGCGAUGCGAAGCCACUUAACCCGGGCACCAUUCCUCCACAUCCCCUUCACAGAACCCUGGACUUGUUCUACUUGAACGUUGCCGAACACCUCCCCCUUAAGCUGACACCCGAGGACUGCGAUUCGCUCAUUGUGCAACCGGCCAUGGCCUACCUGACUCACUCAACCCCCCUCUCGCCACGCAUGCUCGAGUUGUUCGAGGCAGCACACAGCGCCGUCCUUUCGGUUCUCUCGUGCCCACAUAACGCACCCGUCACCGUAAAGCUCGCCCCUUUCUAUGCCGAGGCGCUGUUCUCGGCCUUCCCCACGCACAUUUCACCGCGCCAAUUCCGCCUGGCCUUCAAGACCUUGAUGCAGAUCCUUUCCCCCCCGUACCCCAUUUCGUCAACCCACCCACAGCUGGCUGAGACACUUUUAGAGAUGGUCCGUUUCCGCAUAGGUGUCGCAAGCAAGGUGCCAUUGCCGCCUCCUGAAACUCAAGUCCAAUCGGCCACUCCCGAGCUACCCGUGUCUGAACAGAGUACCUUGGUGAUGACCUUGAUAGAUUCUCUGCCGUUCCUCCACCUCCGGAUCUUUGAGGAUUGGCUAACCCAGGCCGCUCAUGCUGUGAACCAGAUCGAAGACGUGGCCAUGAGGGAGGCUGCCAAGAGACGGUUCUGGGAGAUCCUGGUCAGCGGAGAGAUGGACGUCGAGAGAUCGGCUAUUGGUGUUGCAUGGUGGGGGACAAAGGGAGGCAGGCAAGCCGUUCUCUAUGGAUCUCAAGGAGGACUUCCUGACGUGCCCAUGAUGAGUGGUGCCAUUCAGAACAACAUGGACCGAGCCAAGCUCUGAUUGUCUGUGUCUUGUUUUUUCCUCCUGCAUAUGGAAUAAUGACAUUUUUCUCUUUACUUCAGUAAAAGGCAUGGAAGUUCUCAGUUCUCAAAAUAAUAUGUCGAUACCCCCUUCUUUUUGCCGUCCAGUAGUCAACUUUCUCGCCUGCCUGCCGCCCCGCCGGCUUACGCGGCUGGUCGUAACACUUUGCUCAAACUGAUACGACUUGUACUCCUUUCUUGCCCAACUCUCUCGCCUGGUCAUCGAAUUGAACUCUCAGUCGCAGUUGCGUCAAUGAUGCCGUGGGGCGUGGCACGCCCAGCCUCUUAGUCUAGUAUGGCAGCGUCAUCAGCAGACUGACCCGAGGCUCCUAUCGACUUUCAAUGUUGAAGCCAUGAGGCUGGAUUGACGACCGCUUUGCUUUUGCAAACAACAAUGACUUGGUCAUUUUCUCAUGCGCACCCACGACUAAUACAGUGCGUAUCUCGCCCGCAUAACAUGUGAGACUCACCGUCCCCCAAAGCGGCCUGUUAUAUACGGCGGUAGGUAGUACACCGACCGAGCCUUUCAUUUCCCUUCCCCCCCUCACCUUUCUCUGGUCCAAUUACGGGAUCUACGGCGAUGAUACAGUCCAACCAUUGUGCCUUGCUAGAAGGCGUGCGCGGAACAACCAAUUCUGUUUCAGUCUCGCUCUUUUGUUCGUUCUCUCUUUUCCCCUCACCUCACUUGAUCGGGGGGAUGGUGUCGGACAGUUCUUUGACCAGAACAUCGAGGCGAGCGAAGCCAUGAGGGAACCACAUGGUUUGAUGUUCCUGACCGGUUGUGUGUCCGCGCGUCAACUUGUCUCGGAUUUUACUUGAAUAAGACAAGAGGAGAAGAGCGGGAAAGCAAAAGGCGGUAGAAAAGGAGAUUACGCAGGCAUUUGAUUAUACAUAACGACUACUACAGUACACGACAGGUACACCUUGCUGCCUGGCUACCUCUUUUCGUUGGACUUGAGGAUGGCGGAAAGGCGGUUGGGACGGGGAAAGGAGAAAAGUGACCGCAAGACCCAAAAAGUAAC
Neurospora crassa OR74A is the source of this 3608-nucleotide messenger RNA. It is a transcript of the gene pex8, whose product is annotated as peroxin 8. Lineage: Eukaryota; Fungi; Ascomycota; Sordariomycetes; Sordariales; Sordariaceae. Bases 335 to 2566 code for a protein of 743 amino acids. The record is from RefSeq and is a predicted model, not a curated record. The transcript has a single exon.